Molecule: messenger RNA, 498 nt
Organism: Alternaria infectoria
Lineage: Eukaryota; Fungi; Ascomycota; Dothideomycetes; Pleosporales; Pleosporaceae
Exons: 2
Coding region: 1-498 (165 amino acids)
Source: RefSeq, a predicted model, not a curated record
AUGUUACCUGUCCCGCAAUAUCAGCCAGAGACUGAGUACGAGGCAUCCAACGAAGAUGAAGAGGAAGACGCGACGACACAAGCGCACGAAGAUUCCGAAGACGAGGAUGACGAGGAUGACGAGCCUGUGCCAGCCGCGGAAGAUGCUGGAGACGACGCCGAUACGCUACGAACUCCCUCCGAAGACCGCGACCUCCGGGCGACGUGGACUGCCAGCAUCAACCACCUCUGGAAAUGCGCCGCCGACAAGGUCACCAUCCUGGCCGCACAAGCUAGAGACGCUGCACUCGAUGCUGUCAAGAAGAUGAAGGAGCUUGGAUUUAUUGGCACAGCAAAGGCAAUCGUCCAUUGGAUGAGGAUGAAUCCAUGGAAGACGGCGUUGAUCGUGGUGCCUCUCGUUGCGCUUGCAAUCACAGCGAUAGCGCUCUCGGCCACGGGCUUUGGCCCAGCUGGAAUCGUCGCAGGUACGUCAUCUCGGAGGAUAUAUCGUGGACAUUGA